AUGCGCCCCCUACUGGAAGAGGAGUCGAAUACCUUUCAGUCAAUGGUGAGUCGCAGUGACUUUUUAACACAGCAUUUCUCGGAAGGAAAGCCACAAUGGUGGUCGACUUCCCUUAAACUCUCACUUUCUUUGAGACAUGGUGUCUAUUUAUCACACCAUCACUGAGUUUCUUUGCCGCCUGUGUGAUGGUGUGAAAGAUACGCCUUGGGAUAUUUAUAACAAAUCAAAAAAAAAGAGAGAAAUCAUCUUUAUUUCUUAGCAACACAUAAAUAUUAACAACGUAAUUGCUUUGAGCCCAGCCCAUACGAGGGGAGGAGGGAGGGACGGAGGACACCGCCCCUUCUUGGAAGAGAGAGAGACGAAAACUAUAAAGACACGACCGGGACCGCACACCACAGCAGGAUAACAUAGAGCUACACACGUCUCCUACGCUCGGAAUACUUAACACCGGCCGAUAUUUGGAUAUCUGUCUAAAGUAUCGCAUUUGAAGAAAAGCAGAGGUUGUAGCCCCUGCCCCAGCCCUGCUGACCCUACCUGCGCCCCGGUCCCUCCAGCCCAGAGUCCCGGGUUCAGAGCCAUGGUCACUUACAGCAAGCUAACCUCAGCAAUGAGCGGCGUCCCUUUGGACCCCAGCCCUCGGCCGCCCCAGCGCUACAAGACCUUCAGCGGCCGGCCCCAGUACACGCUGGUCCUCGCCGCGCUGCGCAAGCUGCAGGAGAGCGGCUUCUACUGGGGCGCCAUCACGGGCAAGGACGCCAACGCCCUGCUCUCCCCCGAGGCCCCCGGCACCUUCCUGGUGCGCGACAGCUCGGACCACCGCCACUUCUUCACGCUCAGCGUGCGCACGGCGGCCGACACCAAGAACCUGCGCGUCCAGUGCGACGCCGCCUCCUUCUUCCUGCAGACGGACGCCAAGAGCGCCCACGCCGUGCCGCGCUUCGGCUGCGUGCUGCAGCUGGUGCACUACUACAUGUCCCACGGCCGGGGGGGCGCGGGCGGCGCGGGGAACGGGCGCUGCGGCGGCGGGAACAGCUACUACAUCUACUCGGGCGGCGUGAAGACCCCCCUGGAGCUGCUGAGGCCCCUCCCCUCCACGCUGUCGUCCCUGCAACACCUCUGCAGGAAGACGGUGAACGGACACCUGGACGCCGCGUCCCGCAGCGAGCAGCUGCCGCACACGCUCAAGGAGUUCCUGCAGGAGUACGACGCCCCCAUCUAGGGGGGGGGAGGGGCGGGGGGGGAGGGGCCCGGACACGGACACCCCCCCCCCCCCACCCCCGGGAAUCUUGAGCACCGCCGAGAGUAACUGUACGGUCGCAGGCGGGAAGCCGCGAAGCUUGGCACGCACGCGGGCGUGGGACAAGCCCCCCCCGGACACAGAGCCCUGAGGGACAGUGGAGGGCGAGGACGGGUCAGGUGUGGCUCCAUGGAGCUUAGGACCCCCCCUCCCUAAUCCCUGGAGUCCCAGGAGGGGCAGAGAGACAGAAGGCCCCUCACGCGCUCCAGAGAGACAGGACGGAGUAAGAGAGACCGCUGCUAUAGACUGACCGAGAGAAACCAGAGAACAACGGCAGCCCUGUGCCAGGGGCUAUAUCUGACAUCACUUCCUGUAAACCCCGUGGCUCAGCGUCAGUCGUCUGGGUUCCGAUGACACACGGCUUCCCUCUCCGACCGCCGCCGCCGCCGCUGCUGACCACGGUUACCAUGGUGACGUGGGUCCGGGACAGACACGCACAUCCCCGUGGCUCACAUGACUGGACCCGCCUGUUGGUGUUGGCGGCGUACCGGGGCGCUCACGGACACGGGAACACCGAACGAUCCGGGAGGAGCGGAAACCCGACCUCUGAUUCAGACGCUCCUCGCAGACCUCUGACUGCCCCAGAGGGGGCGGGGGGGAGGGGGGGGAGACACGUAGGAUAAACAGUGACACACACGGAGAUGCGGUGUGUCGACGCACAACCCAGUUUUGUACCCUCUCUCUGAAAGACAGAAAGACAGAACAAUGUGUUUUGGAUUUGUUUAUUUAUCGGUUUUAUUUCCAAGCCAAACUUGCCUCAGAUAUCGGAUGUUGAUGACGUGCCAGUUUGUCGGUACGACAGAGUGGCGUACCGAGACGGAGAGUCUCUCCGUCUCCCACUUGAUGAACCAGGAGGCUGGAGAGAAGGUGUUUGUUGUAGGACAACGUGAAUGUAUACGAUUAGAGUCUUCCCUCUCUGAGAGAGAGGAGAAACGGGGUCACCUCUGACUACGACCCCAAGACAACACUAUGUUUACAUUGUUAUAGACGAAAUGUAAAACUGUUCUUCGUCGUCUAUUAUAAAGACAACAAUGCCAGGCACACUGCCUGGCAGGGCUGAUAGACGAUUGGUCAGAACAAGAAGACAUAAACGACUUUGCACAUAUUUAUAUUUCUAUCGACAUUUCAAUAAUUUAUAAUAAAAGCAAUAUUUUUGUACGUAC
Molecule: messenger RNA, 2460 nt
Organism: Gadus morhua (Atlantic cod)
Lineage: Eukaryota; Metazoa; Chordata; Actinopteri; Gadiformes; Gadidae
Gene: socs3a
Product: suppressor of cytokine signaling 3a
Exons: 2
Coding region: 578-1219 (213 amino acids)
Biological process (GO): intracellular signal transduction; phosphatidylinositol phosphate biosynthetic process
Cellular component (GO): phosphatidylinositol 3-kinase complex
Molecular function (GO): 1-phosphatidylinositol-3-kinase regulator activity
Source: RefSeq, a predicted model, not a curated record